CUCGGUCACCGUUUCCCGGUCAGUCAUCGUCAGUGCGUGAUCGUGAUCGGUUGAUCGGUUCUGUUCUGGCUCGCUUGGUACUUCCGCAAGCGGUCGUGAUACUGUGUGUGCGUGCGUGCAUGUGUUCGAAGGAAAGAAGAUCACUUUGACGGAUAAUGUGCGAUUAUGCUUAGAGAUGCUCGUAGGGUAGCGGUCAUCCGUCAACAUCAUCUGGUGGAUUAAUUCCCGCAAAACGGAACAGGCGAUUGUGCGAAUAGUUGAAAAAGAAGAAAAAAAACAUCGGCACCAGUUGAUGGAAUUUGCAGACAUGCUAGUUGCGAAAAUAAAACGCGCCCUGCAAAGCUAAUUAACAUUCCGCAAAAGCUUACUGCUCCACCCGAACGGAUUGCAGCUGUCAGUGACUAAUCUUAGCAAUUGCUGAGAGAUUUAAGCUAAAAUUGUCUACAGUAGCUCAAUUUGUAUUUAAAUUCUAAUUGGACAGUGUAGACUAGUAGGAUUGUCCUCUUGCAGGAAAUUGUGAUAGCCAUUCGAUCUAGUGCUCCAUAGUUUUGAUCUAGCCCCGGUAGUGCGUGCAUUAAAUCGUGUAUGUGUGUCGUCUGCCCGUGUUCCCUUUCCGUGUUUUGUGCGUGUGUAUCUCGUUAAAGUGUUUCUGUGUCCGUGUAGCUUUUUGACGGUAGCUCCGUGGUUCAUGUUUAUGGAGCAGUGAAAAUUCCUAAAGCCCCGUCUACAACUAAAAAUCAAUGAUGGCUUCCAGGGAGCGAAGGAGUCGUCUGCCGCGCUGGACCGUAGCGAUGUUUGCCUUGGCAGCAGCAAUGGCAAUGGCCGUGCCGAGGACCGCCCUCGCCGAACUGUACGAGGACUGCGAGCAGCCGCCGGAAAUUGCCCACGGCUCGGCCCGGCUCACGGUAGACGACAACGAGGAGUAUGUGACGGCACACUACACCUGCAAGACGGGCUACCGGUUGCAGGAGCCACAGCUAGCCCAGCUUCGCUGCAGCAUCGAGACGGACGAGUGGGACUCGACGAAGCUGCCGGUGUGCAUACCAGACGAAUCACACGACCCGAAUGGAGCGGCAGCCAACCAGGCCGGAAACGGUAAGCGGAAGCCCGGUCAGCGCGCACAAAACAUACAGGAGGAAACUGACCUUGAUCCGGAACUGGCGGCCCGGCUGGACCUGUCCUGUAUGGCCCAGGGGCUCUUAAGGGCGCCCGAGAUCGACAACGGCUACGUGGUGAAAUACAACAGACGGAAGAAAGCGGGUAACAUCUUCCUGGUUGCAUAUUACGAGUGUGACGAUUAUUACGAGCUGCAGCCACCGGAGCAUGAUCGGCUGUACUGCAGUGGGAAGAAGUGGAUCGGCAAGCGACCGGAAUGCAUCUCCACCCGCACCGGCUCCGAGGAUGACGAGGAAGGCGAGGACGAGGAAGAAGAGGAAGAGGGAGAGGAAGAGGAAGAUUACGAAGAAGAAGGAGAGGAAGGCUCUGAACAACCAUCCGAGCAUGAUGAUCGAGUUCAUGAGCGAGUUACAUCUACAACGACAACCACACCGGCAACUACAACUACCACUUCUACUACGGAGCCAACAACAACUUCAACAACCGAACCAACAACAACCACCACUACAAUGACAUCAACAACGGAACACUCGACCACUACUUCCGAGGUGCCACACACGACAACAACGGAAGUGAACGUUCCGGACAAUUUAGCUGUUCUUGAAGCAGAACAUGAGACUCAUCAUCAUCGAUCGGCAACAGACUCGUAUGAAACAGAGGAGCAUGAGGAGGAUGAACCCGAGGAUGACGAAGAAGGUGAUGAUGAUGAGGAAAAUGAGCACGAUCACCGGGAAACUCACAAGGUAGACGAAAGUGACAACGAGGAAAUCGAACAGAGGAAACCCUUAGAGCAUCCGUCUUCAACGGCGACGACGACCACGACCACCACCACCACAGAGUCUACUGUGGUUCCAACGACUCCGCAGACGUAUGUGGCCGACUGUGGUCCCGAUCGUGGCGGUUGUGAUCACGAAUGUCGAAUGAUUUAUCACGGCAACGAGGUGGAACCGUUGGUAGAGUGUAGCUGCUACCGUGGAUUCCUGCUGGAUGCACGUGAUGGAAGAACUUGUCACGAUGUUGACGAAUGUGCGGAUAAUAAUGGCGGCUGUGAGCAGACGUGCAUCAACAAGCCCGGAUCGUACGAAUGUGGCUGCGAACCUGGGCUGCAAAUCGACACACUGAACGGGCAUACAUGCAUCGAUAUUGAUGAGUGUCAAAAUGAAGCCACGCUGGAACGAUGUGCUGAUGGGUGCGAAAAUACAUUCGGUUCUUAUCGCUGCCUGGAGCGUUCCAAACCGCACGAGGAUGACGAACCAGCGGAAGAAGAAGAAGAAGAAGAGGAAGAGGAAGAGGAAGAAGAAGGUGAAGGUGAAGAUGAAAGCGAAAAUGAGGACGGUGGCGAGCAGGAUCGCGAGAGUGAUAAGCACACGGAAGCGCAUAAUCGAUUGAGCGAAAAUGAAUUGCCUCAAGAAGCUCAUCAAUCAGUGGAAAGUGCCGGAAGCGAUGAGGAAACUUCACGCCACCGUGCGGAAGACAAUAGCGCGGAGCGGGAAAACGAGACCGAAGCGAUACCGGACGUGACAGUGCCACCGAUCCGUACCUCAACGCAUGCCCAUCGACAUCAUCACGGUGAGGAGCGGCCGCUGCCGGAGUCGGCGCAUGAAAACCGCGACCCGAUCGAUCUUGAAACCGAUCGAGAGGAAGAAGUCGAUGAAGCCGAGGAAGAGGAAGAUGAGCAUGAAGAGGAAGAAGAGGAUGACAGCGCGCCUGAACGGGUCGAUCGCGUUCAACAACCUACUCCAGUCGCUAGUUCAGGUGAUAGACACACAGCGAUUAGCACUUCCGAGGAGGAGCAGGACCGUGAGGACCAAGACUCAGACUAUGAUGAGGAGGAGGAUGAUGGCAGGGACGUGCGGCCUACCGUCCAAGUGGCACCGUCGGUUCAUUGCGAUGAAGGACUGCGAUGGAAUCCAACGGCAGGCACUUGUGAAGAUAUCAACGAGUGCGAGGAACAGGAACACGGGUGCGACUACUGCCAGAACGCGUUCGGAGGCUACCAGUGCACCUGUCCGGCUGGGUACGAGCUGGCUGACGACGACAAACACUGCCAGGAUGUGGACGAAUGUGCUGCGAGCGACGACGACGAGUUGGGCGAGGGAGGAUCAGCGUGUUCGCACGAGUGUCACAACACGGUCGGUUCGUUCGAGUGUCGCUGUCCGGUUGCGUUCCAUCUGAAUAACGAUCGGCGCACGUGCGUGCGAGACUUUUGCCAAGAUCUGUACGAAAACCCGAACAAAACGCGCUGCUCGCACGAGUGCGUAGACGAGGUGGAAGGUUUCCGGUGCCACUGCCCGGACGGCUACCUGUUGGAUGAGGUGGACCAGAAGACGUGCCGCGCGGAGGAGGGUUGCAACAAGCAUCAGCGAAGACACUGCGAACCGGGCCGGUGUCUGAGGAUGGAAAGCGACUAUCGGUGCGAGUGUCCCGAGGGGUAUGUGCAGGGUCAGCACAGCUGCCAAGAGCGGGAUGAGUGUAUGCCGGGGCAGCAUGACUGUAGCCACGAGUGUCACAAUACGCCCGGGUCGUACCGAUGUGCCUGUCCGGCAGGGUUAACGCUGUCAGCCGAUGGGAAGACGUGCGAUGACGUGAACGAGUGCGAGCGGGAAACGAACGAGCUGGAUGGGGUGUGUGGGGAUCUUGAGUGUCGCAACACGUACGGUAGUUACAAGUGCGUGUGUCCUGAGGGUCGGGAGCUGGACGAGUACGGUAUCUGCCGGCAGAUGGACCUGUGUCGGAAGGAUAAUGGGGGCUGCUCGCACAUCUGCACUUUCUACAAUAGGGAAACGUACUGCGACUGUCCGGACGAUAUGGAGCUGGCGGAGGAUGGCAAGACGUGCGAAACGAUGAACCUGUGCGGUGUGAACAAUGGAGGCUGUUCCCAUACGUGCGAUCAGGACAGUGAGACGGUGUGCUUGUGUCCGGCUGGCAUGGUGCUGGGGGGAGAUGGGCGUACCUGUGAGGAUGUGAACGAGUGUGAGAGGGACAAUGGUGGCUGUUCGCAGAGCUGUUUGAACUACGAGGGAGGCUAUCGGUGUAGCUGCUACGAAGGGUACGAGCUGGUCGAGUCGGAUAGACGCACAUGCGUCGAUCGGGAUGAGUGCGCGAAUGCGCGCGGUGGUGGUUGUGAUCACAACUGCCACAAUACGGCCGGUUCGUACUACUGCACGUGCCACGCAGGGUACAAGCUGGCGGAGAAUGCCCGAACCUGUAUGGAUGUGAACGAGUGCGAGGAACGGAACGGGAACUGUUCGCACGUGUGCAUCAAUCUGCUCGGCGGCCAUCAGUGUUCGUGUCCGAAGGGCCUGUUUCUGCAGGAGGACGAUCGAACGUGCGACUUUGUGGACGAGUGUGAGCUUAACAAUGGUGGAUGUUCGCACGGCUGCCACUACGAGUAUGGUGUGGUGAGCUGUUCCUGUCCGAAGGGCUUCCAACUCGACUCGGAGCAUCAGAAAACGUGCGUCGAUGUGGAUGAGUGUGCGUCGCGGGGCAAUGGUGGAUGUUCGCAUGAGUGUGUGAAUAGUCCGGGGUCGUACGAGUGCAGGUGUCCGGAUGGGUACGAGCUGCGGCAUGAUCGUCACGCCUGUCAGGAUGUGGACGAGUGUAUUGUGGAUAAUGGUAACUGUUCGAACAUCUGCAUCAAUCUGCCGGGCGGACAUCGGUGUGCGUGUGAGAUCGGAUACAGUCUGCAGGAUGAUCAGCGUACGUGCAGUGAUGUGGAUGAGUGUAAUGAUGGUACGCACGACUGUUCGCACCACUGUGUGAACGUGCCCGGCGCGUACGAGUGUGAGUGUCCGGUAGGGUUCAAGCUGGGACGGAACCGGUUAAGCUGCGAAGAUGUGGAUGAGUGUGAAACGCUACCUAACCGGGGUGACUGUGAGCAUCGCUGUAUUAAUACGAUCGGAUCGUACCACUGUGGAUGUGAGGAUGGCCAUCGGUUGGAAGCGAACAAUCGCACCUGCUCCGAUGUGGACGAGUGUAGCGAUGAGCUGAGAACGUGCACGCAUGAUUGUGUGAAUACGAAGGGCGGGUUUGUGUGUUCGUGCCCGUCCGGAUUGCGGUUGGACGUGGAUAGUGUGAGCUGUGUGGAUGUGGACGAGUGUCGUAUUAACAACUUCAACGCGGGUUGUUCGCAUAUCUGCGAGAACACGCACGGAAGCUUCGAGUGUCGGUGUCCAGAGGGUAUGGUGCUCGGGGACGAUCAGGCCACGUGCAGUGAUGUGGAUGAGUGUGCGGUACUGAACGGUGGCUGCAGCCAGCUGUGUGUGAACCGAGACGGUGGCUAUCGGUGCGGUUGUCAUCCGGGAUACAGUCUAAUGGCGGACGGGAAAGCUUGUGAGGUGUCGAAUCCGUGUGCGCUGAGGAAUGGCGGCUGUCAGCAUUACUGCAGCCUGAAGGGUGGACAGCCGGUGUGCUCGUGCCGGGAAGGGUACACGUUGAACAAAACGAACCAAGCGUCCUGCAUCGAUCAUAACGAGUGUCUGCAGGCAAAGGAUCACAACUGUCAGCAGCGGUGCGUGAAUUUGGAAGGAUCCUAUCGGUGCGAGUGUUACGAGGGGUACGAGAGGAACGAUCUUGGGCAGUGUAUCGACAUUAAUGAGUGUGCGAUCGACAAUGGUGGCUGUGGAGCGGGUGCACAGUGUGUCAAUACGGCCGGGGGUAGUCGGUGCGCUUGUCCGGUUGGGUUUAAGCUGACGCAGGACCGCAAACACUGUGCCAAGCUGACGGAUAACUGCAAACCGUUUGAAGCGCCGAGGAAUGCGGAGGUACGAUGUACACGAUCGCGCCACAAGACGCAACUGUUCUACCGGUCGAAGUGUAUCGUGACGUGCAAGAAGGGGUUCAAGCUGCACGGACCGUCCGUGCGGCACUGCAACGGAACGGGCGAAUGGGACGAAGGGGAGUCCAUCUGUGUUCCGCUCGCCUGUCCACGCUUGAGCAGACCGGAAAAUGGAGUCAUCCUGCCAGUUGCCUGUACGGCGGGCAAGAUCUUUUCCAGCGAACGUUGCGUGCUGCACUGUAAGCCUGGUUUUAAGCCCGCUGCAAGGCGUACUGCUGUCUGCAGUCUGGCGCAAACCUGGGUACCGGGAGACAAUCUGGCCUGUGUACCGCUGGACUCUUCAGUAGUGCCACCUAAACAGCUAACAACGACGACACCGACAACUGUAGCACCGGUUGCUAUUAAACCGUUCAUCCAGUGUCCGCCGGACGUGCACGAGGUACUACCGCUCGGACAGUACACGAUGAAGGUGCGCAUGGAGCGGCCGACGACGAAUGUCGACUGGCACAAGUACGUCGACUCGCAUCCACCGUGGGGCAAGCAGCUGGAGGUGGAGCUGCCGGCCGGUGAAACCAUCGUCACCUUCCGUGCCCGCAGCCCGACGGGCAAUGUGAAUGAUGUGUGCCGUGUGGUGAUUAAAAUAAGAGAAAGGAAACCUCCUACCGUCGUACACUGUCCCGAGUCGUUCGAAGUGCAGCUAGAGCGAGGCGAACCGUCCCGCUCAGUGUUCUGGACGGAGCCCAAGUUUGAGUCGCAAUCGGAGAUCAAGCAGCUCUACAAGUCCAACACACCGGGUCAGCCGUUGAGUGUGGGAUCGCACUACGUCAACUACAUCGCUACCGAUGCCGAUGGGUUAAGUGCCAACUGUAACUUCCGCGUCGUUGUUAAGGCCGCUCCGGUGGAGGUGCCGGAACCGCGGCGUCCCCUUGGUGCAGGUCGGCCGGCGGAAAUGAGCCGGCUGGAAAACCACGAAUCGUACCUCAUCUGUCCGGGCAAACCGCCCGUCAGGCUGGACGGCAACAACUAUCCCCGUCAUCAACAUCACCAUCAUCACCAUCAUCGACAACAACAGCUGCUGGAGCGACAGUGGCACCAGCAAUCGCAACAUAUCGAAUACCACAGCUACCAGCCGCUGCUUCAUCAUCAGCACCGUCAGCACGCACACCAUCAGGGGGGUCGGCAUGAACAGGACCCUCAGCAGAAUCGACAACAGCAGCAGCAGUACGACCAACGAUUGUCCCGGAACCAGUGGCAUUCGUCGUUCGUCGAGUCGGUCGAGCCGGGCCUGUCCGCCACGCAGCACAGAUUGAAUCAAAUCUCACCGCCAAAGCCGCUGCACGUCCCGCAAGGUUGCGUGGUGAAGAACAUCCGCAUCAAGCAGAAGCUGGCCCGAUUGCGCCAUCAGCAGCGAAUGCUGGCGCAGCAUCUUCAGCAUCUGGAGGAGUCGCCCAACGCGAGUCCGGCACUGAUACGCCAACAGCAUCAGCGUUACAAUAAUCUGCUUCGCUACUACUCCUCGUGGGAUAAGGUCUCGGCGGCGGUGGCGGCUACUUCUAGGCCACCGUUUUUUGCUCAGGACGGUGCUUCACCGUCGUCCUUGAGGGCCAUCCACUUGCCCCAGCGGCCACUGCAGCCACAGCCUACCGAGCCGAUGAGUGCAUCCCAUUAUCAGCAACAUCAUCAGCAGCAGCAUCAUCAGCAUCACAUGCAGCAACAGCCACGUCGCUGGCUGAAAAAGCGCAGUCGACCACACGCACAAGAAAAGAGUAGCGAUGAAGGUAAAAUCGAGGAAUAAGGGAGUCUAUUGCGAAGAGUAAUUGUUUCGUG
This is a messenger RNA of Anopheles merus, 7720 nucleotides long. RefSeq names its product fibrillin-2. The record is from RefSeq and is a predicted model, not a curated record. The coding region runs from base 741 to 7688 and encodes 2315 amino acids. Gene Ontology annotation, molecular function: calcium ion binding. The transcript is spliced from 14 exons. Lineage: Eukaryota; Metazoa; Arthropoda; Insecta; Diptera; Culicidae.